CAGCGACAAACCCAACGCGGCUUAGAAGCAGAACAGCAGCAAGCAAUAGUAAGACAAUGGCCAGCGGCGACAAUUCAACCCUUUAUGUUCUUUACGGAUCCGCCACCGGCAACGCGGAGGGCAUCAGCAAGGACCUGACGGCCGAACUCAACGAGAAAAAGGAAAGCCGCCUGCCGGCUCCCUUUUCGAAAGCUGUCUGCCUGGAACUCAACCAGUUCAAGAAGUGCAUGAAGGUAUGGGAGACAGCUCCGAGCAAUCCCGGACAAAAGCACGGUGCCAUUCUGGUGUCCAGCACCACCGGGAACGGCGACCCCCCGGAGAACGCAGGUCGGUUCACGCGAUUCGUGAAGAAACAAAACAGGGACAAAUCCAACCCGAAACCCUUUGAGCACGUUGCGUACGCCGUGCUGGCACUGGGAGAUACCAACUACGACCAAUUUUGCGAGACGGGAAAACUCAUCGACCGAAUGGUGGAUUCGCUGGGAGGCACGCGUGCGAAGCCACUGGUUUGCGCCGACGAAGGAACCGGRUUGUUGGAAGAGACGGUGGAUCCCUGGAUGGAAACCAUUGCGCAAGACCUGGCAAACGCGUGUCUGGGAUUGCCCUCGUCGGCCGAGGCUUCCAGCAGCGAGGAGGAGAAGGUCGACACGAAUAAAAGCGCCAACGACGAGACCCCAUCGUCGGAAACAGCACCCGCUGCGGCAGAUCCCACAACAGAAUCGCCUUUGUCGGAAGCAGUUCCGAUAACCCCGGCACCCGAAAAAUCCCCUUCUCCCCUCUACAUUCUCUAUGCAUCGGCAACCGGGAAUUCCGAGGCGAUCGCCAAGGACCUGGCGGCGACCUACGAAAUGAUCCUGAACAACCCUGACUCGAAAACCUAUUUCCCGACGGUGGUAUGCGCCGAACUGAACCAAUUCAAAAAGGCCAAAUGGGCAGAGGAAGUGUGGAACCAGCCCCCUGCACCCGGAAACGACAGCGUCAAGCACGGGAUACUGAUCGUGGCGUCUACCACCGGAAACGGCGAUCCACCCGAAAACUCGGACAAGUUUCUCAGGUACCUGAAAAAAUCGGCCCGGGCCGCCGCUAAGGAUCCCACAUCGCGCCCGUUCCAGCACGUGGCCUUUGCGGUGCUGGGGCUCGGAGACACGAACUACGACCAGUAUUGCGAAAACGCGAAACUCUUGAACAAAUACAUGAGCGACCUGGGUGGCACCCAGAUCAAGCCGCUGACAUGCGCCGACGAAGGGACCGGACAGCUCGAAGAAGUUGUUGAUCGCUGGACGUCAACUAUCUUGAUGGAGGUGACCGAUGCCUGCCGCGGACAAUCGAGUGUGGAAGCCCCCGCUCCGGCAACGAAGAAACCAGCGGUCGUUGCCAAGAAAGAACGAAAGGUGGACGUCGAAGAGGAAAAAAAAGCAGACGACUCUGACGUCAUGGUUCAAUCCUCCCCUUCCAAUGCUCCGGGCGUCCUUAUAAUUCAAUCGCUCCUCGGCGACGACAUUCACAAAGCAACAAAAUCGCUUCCAAAGCCGACCCUGCAAUCGCACGUGAAGUCCGUGGAGUUUCUUUCGGAGAAUGCCGAGACCGCAACGAGCGCUGCGACCGACGACGACGAUCGGUCGGACGACGGAUCCCGAUACACACUCGAGCAACCCUACGAGUCUACCAUCAGGAGUGCCAGGUACCUGACGGCAACAUCCUCCGAUGCGGCAAACGAAAUCUGUGAGGGGAACGUGGUGGCGCGGGAUGUUUUGGAGAGGAGGUUUCCGCUGCACAUUGAGAAUGAUGUUUCCGAGGCCAGUCGCAACGGAAAACGCGUGAUCGAACUGGAGCUCGCCAUUCCCGACGAUAAUAGCUGGGAAUACCAGCCGGGAGACUCGCUGGGGCUGGYUAUCACCAAUACCACCGAGUCCGUCGAUUUCGUCCUCGGYAUGCUGAAAUCUCAUCACGGGAUUGUCCCCACUCAAAAAGUAUCCAUCGACUCUGGGGUCCCGCUGACCGUCGAAGAGGUGGUCAGAGAGAAGAUUGAUUUGUGCACGGUGCUAAAGACCCGCAAGGUCGUGCUUGCGCUUUCCCAGAUUUGUACCGAUCCCCAAGAACGGGCCGUGCUAGAACUGUUGUCCUCCAAGACGGAAAAAGGCGCUGAACUCUUGGAGACGUUUGUUCACGCCCAGCGCCGUUCCGUCGUGGAUCUCUUGCUCGAAUUUCCCUCGUGCCAGUGCAUCACCCUCCAGASUCUGGUCAGCAUUCUGCCACCCAUCCCACCCCGAUACUACUCGGUCAGUUCGAGUCCCCUCGACGACGCCAGGGGCAGCAGCCUGACUGUUGCGUUUUCGGUCGUCGAUUACCUGACGCCCUCGCUAAGUGGCAGCGAUGGCACUGAGCUCGGUGCCCGGCGCAUCCACGGCCUCGCUACUAGUCACAUUGAGGCGCUCUGCGCUCCGUUUUUGUCGUCGGUUUCGGGGGCCACGAACGAACCGGCCUGCGCCAUGAAAAUCUUUCCAAAACCUACCGAGGAAUUCCGUCUGCCGGAGGAUCUCGCCACCCCUCUCGUUCUGAUCGGUCCCGGAACGGGCAUCGCGCCAUUUAUGGGAUUUCUGUCGCAUCGCAAGGCGAUGGUGGCGUCGGGUGCCGACGACGCAGCCGGUCUGGUGGAGGUCUUUUUCGGUUGCCGGCACAGUGACCACGACUACUUGUACCGAGAGGAACUCGAGACCUUUGAAAAGGACGGUGUCAUUGGCCACAUGAACGUGGCGUUUUCCAGGGAUGGACCCAAGAAGGAAUACGUCCAGGACAUUAUGCUCAGCGACGAAGAGUGCUCAAAACGCCUGGCCGAUACCCUUCUGAACGCCAACGGUAGGGUUUACGUCUGCGGGGACGGGAACCACAUGGGCCGCGACGUGCAAUCGGCGUUUGCGAAGCUUCUCGGUCCGUACCUCGUCUCUUCCAACGAAUCGCCGGAGGAAUCGGGCAGGGCGUACGUGGAGAAGAUGAAGGGCGAAGGACGAUUUUUGUUGGACAUCUGGAGCUAGAACAUCUGGAGCUAGAAUGAUUGGUAAUGCACCGUUAUUUAGAAUUUCCAGUCACAGCCUGUCGAAUCUCUUUUACAUAUUUCUGGCAGAAAAACGUGUAUGCCAAUGAUGAUGAUAGUUUCGAAAGAAACUUGAAAAGAUUUC
This is a messenger RNA of Pseudo-nitzschia multistriata, 3176 nucleotides long. NCBI's taxonomy places the organism in Eukaryota, Bacillariophyta, Bacillariophyceae, Bacillariales, Bacillariaceae. The record is from the annotation of a GenBank genome assembly.